AUGGCUACUAUCCCGACAGGCCGCGUGGGGUCGUCCUCGACACCAAUACCAGCCGACUCGUCACUGUGGGAUCGCAUCUCGACAUGGGUCUCCGAGAACAAGGCUGUGGUUUAUACCGUUGCCGGUGUCGCCUUUGUAGUCACAACUGCCGGUGCUGUCUACUAUGUCCGCAACGCCCCUAGCCAGGACACAACCCCCAAGCUCAGCAAGAAAGAGAGACGGAAACGGAAGCAGGCUGGAAAGGAUGUCGAUGUCGAGAAGGUCGCAAAGGACGCCACAUCUCCCGCGGCCGCUGGCAAAGCUGCUUCUGUUGAAUCCGCCGACGAGUUACCCGAGAUCGACGAGGCCUUUGUUCUCGGUCUCUCCGACACCGAGCGCGAGCAGUAUUCUCAAAAGUUGAAGGAGGCUGGCAACAGGGCCUACGGCGCCAAGGAUUUCGAAAAGGCCAUUGGGCUUUAUUCGAAGGCCAUACUCUGCAAGCCCGACCCGGUCUACUACUCCAAUCGAGCGGCCUGCUACAACGCCCUCAGCGACUGGGACAAAGUCGUCGAGGACACUACCGCGGCUAUCAACCUCAACCCCGAGUACAUCAAGGCCCUCAACCGCCGUGCUAAUGCCUACGACCACUUGGGUAGGUACAGCGAGGCGCUUCUCGACUUCACCGCCAGCUGUAUCAUCGACGGCUUCCGGAACGAACAGAGCGCACAGGCCGUCGAGCGGCUGCUCAAGAAAUUCGCCGAGACGAAAGCAAAGGAAAUUCUCGAGACCAAGCCGUCAAAGCUCCCGAGCUCUACCUUUGUCGGGAACUACCUCCAAAGCUUCCGCCAAAAACCCCGUCCUGACGGCUUGGAAGACUCGGAGGAGUUGGAUGAGGAGUCCGGACCGGGUCAGCUGCAGAAAGGGUUAAAGGCGUUGGAGAGCAAGACUGGGCCGGGUUACGAAGAGGCUUCUGAGGCGUUCGACAGGGCCUUGGAGCUCGGCGACCUCGAUGAAUAUGAAGCAUACGCCUACAACCUCCGCGGAACCUUUCCCAGCUACAUCAAACGGGCGAGCAUGAACCUGGAGCUUGGUUCCCCCGAGAAGGCCGAGGAGGAUUUUGCCGCCGCCCUGUCCAAGAACCCAGAGGACCCUGACAUCUACUACCACCGGGCUCAGCUGCACUUCAUCAAGGGCGAGUUUUCCGAGGCACAGAAGGACUACCAAAAGUCGAUCGAUCUUGACCCCGACUUUAUCUUCUCCCACAUCCAACUCGGCGUGACUCAGUACAAGACGGGCUCGAUUGCCUCAUCCAUGGCCACUUUCCGCCGCUGCAUGAAGAACUUUGAGAAGACUCCUGACGUCUACAACUACUACGGCGAGCUGCUCCUCGAUCAAGAUAAGCACCACGAGGCCAUUGAGAAGUUCGACAUGGCCAUUGAACUCGAGCGCGAGACCAAGCCCACGUGCAUGAACGUGCUACCGCUCAUUAACAAGUCCCUCGCCGUGUUCCAAUGGAAGCAGGACUUCUCCGAGGCUGAGAAGCUCUGCGAGAAGGCUCUUAUCAUUGACCCCGAGUGCGAUAUUGCCGUCGCCACCAUGGCUCAACUGCUCCUCCAGCAGGGCAAGGUGACCGAGGCCCUCAAGUACUUCGAGCGUGCCGCCGAGCUGGCCCGCACUGAGGGCGAGCUGGUCAACGCUCUUUCAUAUGCCGAGGCUACCCGGACACAGAUCCAGGUCCAGGAGAAGUACCCCAAGCUGGCUAGCAAGUUGCAGGGUAUGGGUCAGGGCCAGGCUAUGAUGCGGUAA
Messenger RNA from Chaetomium globosum CBS 148.51, 1785 nucleotides. RefSeq lists its product as uncharacterized. The transcript has 5 exons. Bases 1 to 1785 code for a protein of 594 amino acids. The record is from RefSeq and is a predicted model, not a curated record. Gene Ontology annotation, molecular function: protein binding. Lineage: Eukaryota; Fungi; Ascomycota; Sordariomycetes; Sordariales; Chaetomiaceae.